AAAACACGCGAAAAUGUACUCUAUUUCAAUGUGCUGUCACCAUAUGUUCAGUAGAUCAAGAACUGUUGUUGAGGACGCACGUGUCUCUUGUUGUAUUAUGUGUUUACAAUGAAGAGUGUUUAUUUUGUUAUUGCUGUGUUUUGCGUGGUUCCGUGCGCAUUUCAAGAUGUGUGGGACGAAUACGACACCUGGUAUGAUGAUAUGGAUGACUUCAAACAGCUCGAAAACGAAGAGUUAGUAGGAAGAUUGGACGAAUCAGAAGACAGAAACUUGCCUGAUACACAAAACAAAGAUGAGAAUAAAGACGAUUACUACGCCAAUGAAAAUGAUAAUGAUUACGGUGAUUACGAAAUUGAGGACAAUAGAGAUGAAGUAAAACCAAAAAUGGACGAUCAAGAAAAAAAUAAAGAACAGGAGUUGGAAAAAAAUGAUGAAUCAGCAGCCAUUGAAGAUUUUGAUACUUUACAAAAAAUAAUGAAUAAUGAUGAGGACUCGAUAGACGAAGAUGUUAUUGACAAAAUUUUAGCUGUUGAUGAGAAGAGUCAAAUUGAUUUAAAUGUUUUAAUACCAGAAGAUGUAAAUAAUGAAGAAAUGGUGAAUGAAGAAAUUGAUAUUAAAGGUAUACAGCAAAUGAUCGAUGACAUUAAUCAAGAAACUCAACAAAUUUUAGAAAAUGUUAAUAGUCAAUUUGACGAAGAUAAUGUCGAUGUCAAAAACGAACCAAAUGACAAUAUUCAGGAAAAAAACCAGGAUAUUAUAAAAGAAACCCGACAAAUUUUAGAAGAAACUAAUAAGGAGUUUGAUGAAAAUAAAGAAGAAAAUCAAGCUGUAGUUGAAUCAAAAAUCUUAGGUGAUAAUAAUGACAAUGAAGAAGCAGUAGUAUUAGAGGACAAAGUUAAUAAAGAUACAAGAAUUCAUAGCAACGAAGAUACUGUAGACAAGGUUUACGAAGAUCUGAACGCAGACCUUGAUAAGUUAUUUGAAACUUGGAAAAAGUUGAGUGUUGACGAUGAUGAAUCUGAUAUUAAUGCAGAAAAUGUAGAAAGUGCCGAAAAUAAAAAUGAACAAGUUAUCCAAGACAAUGUAAAUGUUGAUGAUUCAAAAGCCAUUAAUGAGGCCAAUAUAGAUGCUUUGCCUGAUAUUCAAGCAGAUAUACAAAACAUUAUUAAAGAAACUCAACAAAUUUUAGAAGAUACGAAUAAGGAAUUUGAUGAAAAUAACGAAGACAAUCAAGAAGUUGUGGAAGAACCGGACCAAGAUGGGGUGAUAUUGAACGUACAGAAUGAAGAUCCAAAACAAAUUUUAGACAAUGCAGAUGAACUAUAUGACGAUACCAUUCCAAACCUUGAGAAGUUAGUUGAGACAUGGAAACAAUUAAGUCCAAAUAAUGAAAACGGUGAAAAUAGUAAUGUUGAAAAUAAAAACGAGCAACCAAUACCAAAAGAAGCAAAUGGUGAUGACGAUUACAAUCGCGAUAAAGCUGAUAUAGGGGAUGAUGUCAAAGAUGAAAACUUUGACUACGAAGCCGAAGCACGUAUUCUUCAAUCGAGACAAGAUUAUUAUGACUCAAUUCCUGAUAAGGAUUUGGCAAGCAUAUUCGAAGACAAUGAUAAUGAACUACAUAUGGCUGAUACAGACUCUGAAGAAUCGGUUCCAGUUUUAUAUGUAAAUGAUGCAUUAGUUGCUGAAUCCAAUGAAAACAAUCAAAAGGACAACGAAAGCUUAGAAGAAAAUAAAGGAUCUGUAGAUGUCGUUGAAAAUGAUGAUGAAUUAAAGAUGGAUGACGUACCUAAAGAUGAAAAUGACACUUUGAUAAAUUCAGAAACUCAACAAAAUGUCGAAGAGAAAUCUGCUAAACUCACAAAAGAUGUUGAUGAAUUAAACUCUGAUGAAUUGGCUGAACUCAACAGGCAAUUUACGAUUUUGCACAGUGCAGACUUGAAAAAUGAUGCUGACGAGACGCCUAUAUAUAUAACUUUGAAUGCACAUGAGCCAGUCGUUAUAACUUCUCCAAAUUAUCCUGAUGCUUACCCAACAGAUACAUCUAUUAUCGAUUGGGUUUUGGAAGGCCCAGGCAUAGGAUUAGAAGUGAAUGUUACAGACUUGGAGAUCAACAGUGUCAUGGGGCAUUACCUUUUGUUAAAACCAGGUCAAUCAGACGCAUCAGGUGACGAUGGAAUCGUCUUCGCGUAUCGUCUCAACAACGAGCGCCGGUAUCGCUUCAGAGAUGUAAACAAAAUGCUGGUGAGGUUCAACCCAGUGGGCGGCAUGUCCUUCGCCAAAGGCUUCAGGCUGAGCGCCAAGAUUAUUGAAGCCCCGGUAUCAGCUGAAGACGACGAUGACUUGUCAGAACCGGACACGCUGCCCCCCGAGCCACGGGAGUCCGCCACGCUCCUUCUCGCUGGAGCCAACACCACCACAUUCGAAGACAUCAGGGAGGAGUUCCGAAGGCUCCUGGCUGACAUGGCUACCAUGUACAUCAACUCCAAUGAUAUCGAUCCCGGAAUGAACGAGACCGUCGUUGUGGCUCAAAUCACUCGCACGUAUGUCUGCAACAUCAACUGGCCGGACUUCGAUUCGUGUGUGUCCGUCACUUUCGGGAUCCCGCUCGUGUAUGAAGAAGACACCAACAGGCUGACUGAGAGGGAGUUGAUAGAAAUGUGGGAGAACUUCUCAGGCAGAGAUCCCUUCGCGGCCAGGCUUACUAGCAUGGGUAUUUCUGACUACACUCCACCAAGAGACAGCUACAUCCUGACGCUGUGGGUGGUGAUCGGCACAGCGGUGUUCAUUGCCGCCGCCGUGCUGUCGUUCGUGUUGUGGCGGUACAGUUGCGUCGAGAACUAUACCAGGAUGGUAGACUACAACGACACGGACAGUUUCCAGGAGAAGAAACGCGCCCUGGACAUGUACCCAACUCCUCACCAGACUCUGCCGCCGCUGUACUCGGAGAGCGACUACAAGUGGGCUGAUAGGACCUUCGAUGAUGACACUAAAGUGGACAUGGGCGGGUUCACCAACAACACGUUCACCCGGGACGAGAUGUCGGACGAGUCGGAGGACGAGGCCGGCAAGCGGGACAGGUACACAACUGACGUGUAACCGAAAAUUAUAUUGGAACUCCUUCAAGCCCCGCGAGUUCAGUGCAGUUUGAUGUCUAUCGUUCAAAUAAAACUAUCCUCUUAUUCAUAAAAAAAUAUAAACACUUGCCUACCUUAAUACUUGUCUACGUAGUACAAGUUGGCGUCAAACAUUCAGAGCGUCACCUUCACUCUAAAAUGGAAAUUUUAAUGGCAAUGACAUGCACGCUUUCUUGCCAGGCGCCAAGUAGCUGAAGCGUUGUAAACCUAUACAUAUAUAUAUAGGUACCUAUAUUGCAUGUCUAAAAUAGAGGAGGAUAAGUAACAAAACUUAUUGUAACUAAAUGUUUAGCAAGAUUUUGUUAUGUUUUAUGAAUAAGAAGACUAGAACUACUAUUGUAGAAGCUAAAUAAUUGUUAUUUUGUAAUUCUGAACUGUAGCUUUGACCUCUAAAUGCUAAUAUAGAUGAUAUGAAUGAUUAUGUGACCUAUAGCUGCUAAGUAUGUGGAACUCCAUAAAACGUGAUAAACAUUGUAAAUACAUGUGGACAAAUCACACAGAUUGAGUCAAGCCCCAAAAUAUGUUCGUAACUUGUGUUUACGAUACUAACUCAAAUAUAGGUAGGUACUAAAGAAAAAGGAACAUUAAUAUUGAACCUUACUUGAAGUUGAUGAUGUAUAGUGUGCAGAUUUUCAAAAACUGUUUUAUAAUUUAUUGCAUUUCAUAACAUUACAAAUGUAUAAUUUUCAAAAUUAACAUAAUUUGUCAUAUUUCGAUUCGAAAAGAAGAAUGUCACCUAUAUUACGCAAAUCGAGGUCAGGAGACAAACAAUCUAGUUUCUAAUACUAUACGGCUCUUUGAGAUGCAGAAAGAAUGGGCUUUGGUUAUAUCGCUCUCUAUGAUGUAAUUAACAAAUUAAAAUAUAACAAUGACAGAGACAAACUUUAUAAAGUUCAAUAACUCUUUCUGUAUUUCGACGAGUGAGUUAGAAAUAAUAAUAUAUUAACUGUAACUACAUUUGUACGAAAUAAUAUUUAGAUAAUACCAGUCGUAACAAAUCAUCGAUAUAAAAUACUUUUACCAGAAAAUUAGUUUGGUGUAGAAGUUACAAGAUACCCUUGGUUUUUAAUAUUAUAUUUAAUUUUUUUUGACGUGACAACGUCUUAAAUUAGGUUGCGGCUGGGAGUCACUUAUGAAAAAGUGUAACGCCCGGUAACGUUACGAUGAGUCACCGAACGAGAGAGAGGCCCGCCGAAUGCCUUGCGUCUCUCUCCCACUCAACUAUGAUCGGUCUGCCGCGCGCGUAAAAAGACGUUGUCACGUAAAAUCUUCGCCCGUAAAACCGACUUUACAGGCAACCAUUUUUAAAUAAAUUAUUUAUCUAAAAAUAUAUGUUAAAGUUUAUUGGCUAGGCUUGUAUCUUGGGACUCAUUAUUAUAUAUAUAUAUAUUUAAUUAUACAAAUAAAAUCAUUUGCUCUUAAAGUAGUAAAUUAAUAUAUAUAAACAUACCCCGAGUAUAUUGAAAUCGAUGAUGUGGUUGCUGCAUGCUGGUCCAUGUUAAAUCUAGUUACGAAACAUAGAUUCAUAAAAUCAGUGAUUCACUAGAAAAGCCAUAAAUUCGAAAAGUAAGUACAUUUUUACAAUAUAAUUAAGAAUCUGCAGACACGAAUUUGUUAUGUAUAUUAUAAUUAUAAAUAUUGUAAUGUUUUAAAUCGAAAUUUCUGUCAAAAGACAACUUUUUUCAAUAAUUAUAUAUUCUUUCCUAGAAUAAGAAUAUUAUUACACAAUAGCAAAGCAGUGUCGGUAUUAAUUUGGCUGUAAAGUUUAUAUACUUUAGUAGGUAUUACGAAAUCAGGCUAUGAUAUUAGGUAGUUAGUCAAAAAUCUAAAUGUAGAUAAAUUGUACAGUCAUCAACAAAAUUUGGUAUCCAAGCCUCACAUCACUGUUUGAUGAUGUAUGAGCUACAUACCUAGUUAUAUUUUGACUACAAUAGAACACAAAUGCAACAAUAACUGUUGUGAUUUUGUAUUUAGAUUUAAAUUAUUCAUUUAUAUUUUUGAAAUUUGUUUCUUUUAUUAAAUAAAUGUUUAUUUUUAAUUUGU
Plodia interpunctella (Indianmeal moth) is the source of this 5180-nucleotide messenger RNA. Its product is annotated as protein PFC0760c-like. Bases 109 to 3099 code for a protein of 996 amino acids. Lineage: Eukaryota; Metazoa; Arthropoda; Insecta; Lepidoptera; Pyralidae. The record is from RefSeq and is a predicted model, not a curated record. The transcript is spliced from 12 exons.